AUGAGUACAUCAACACAAACAUUGAUACAGACAUCAACACACACAAGUACAACUACACAGACGCUAACAUUAACGUCAAUAUGCAUCAACAUGUUUACACAAACAUUGAGAGUAACAUUUAUUAUAACAUUAACACCAAUAAACAUUAAGGAUUUUUUUGAUAAAAGAUCCAUUUCAUUAACUUUAAUAAGCGAAGAUAAUAUUUUAGCAGUAAUUCUAAAAGAAACUGUGGAUAAUGAAGAUAAACUAUGUGAAAUAAAACUCAAAGAAAAAAAACGUGAUGAAGUGGCAGAAGUCCUUUUAAGAGCAUUAAGGGAAAAUUUGAAAGAAGGAAACAGAUAUGAAAAAAGUAUUGCUAACAAAUGCCAAGAGUUGAGUGAAGAAAGUGAUGAGCUAAUAAAAUUAGCGGAAACAAGAUGUAAAGAUUUAGAAAUGGAAACUGAUUUAUUAACUAGAAAUCAAAACAAAUCAGAAGAAACAUGCUAUUUAUUACUUGAAAAAUGUUACUUUUAUAGGCCUGCCUGUAAAAAAGAUUUGUCAAAAUGUGAUGACUUAAAGAAAGAAUGUGAGAAGAUUGAAAUUGUUUACAUAUCACCGGAUUCUGAUUUUGAUCCUACAAAAUUUGGUACAGGACUGGUAGAAAAAAUAGGUCUGAAAGAUCUUUAUGAAAAGGCAGGGGAAAAGGAAAUUUGCAUUAAAAAGCCGCCCAUAAAAGAGAAGAUAGCGCUUCUUUCAUUUUUAGUUGAUAAUAUAACUAUCCCUAGUACUAUUAAUACUAGCUUUAAAGAUAAAUGCAAAGAUCAGCUCAUGGAGAAGUGCAAAAAUUUCGAAAAACACAAGAUUCUGGGAAAUGUUUCUAAGGAAAAGAACAAUUAUGGUGUUGAAUGUGAGGAAUUCGAUAAAUACUUGAAAAAUAUUAUUGGCGCUCUUUCCUUAAUAAUUGACAAUAAGCAGCUUUUUCAAGAUCAAGAAACUGUUAGGUGGGGUAAAUUACCAAGAUUAAUUAGUGACAAUGAUUGUGCAUGGCUAAAAUCAAAUUGUUUUUAUUACCAAAAAUAUUAUAAUCUUAAUAAACGAUGUAGAAAUGCAAAAGUAGCAUGUUAUAAGAGUAGACUUGUAAAACUGGCAAAUGAAAUGUUGCAUAAGAAGAUGCAAGGAAUGUUACAAGGUUCAAAUAGAACAUGGCUUGAAAAGCUUCAAAAGAAGUUGAUAGAUGUCUGUCAAGAAUUGAUAGAAAAGAGUAAUGAAAUAUUUUUACUAUGCAUGGAACCAAAAAGAGGCGCCUUUAUACUUUUAACAGAUUUUCGAAGAGCAAUUUUUUUACGCAAAAACUUAAACAAAAAACGAGAUUUUCCAACAAAAAAAGAAUGUAGAGAAUUAGAAAAAAGUUGUGAAAUUUUAGAACAAGAUUCAAAAGAAAUUAAGUAUCCAUGUCAUACUCUAAAACAAAAUUAUGAUUGGUUGAGUAAUGCGGAGAUGUUGGAAGAAAAAUUAUUAGAAAAAAAACUAGGAAAUUUGAAAAAUGAGACAAAUUGUAAAGAGGAGAUCAAAAAGCGGUGUAAAAGAUGGUUUAGAACAGGAAAUAAUAUGUUUUUUCCAGCAUAUUCUGCCCUAAAUCUUUCAUGCAAAAAAAUUAGUGAAAAUAUUAAAUCUAAAUGUACAGCAUUAAAAAGGUCUAUGAAAAAUCAUAAUAUUGUGGAUAAUGCAACCAAUAAUAAUACAAUGGAAGAAACUUGCACAUUAUGGACUCCAUAUUGCGAUAGGUUUACACCAAGUUGUAGUGAACUUGAAGAUGGAACAGAUGAUGGAGAAUGCAAGAAACUUAAUGAAAAAUGUAAGUUGUUUUAUGAAAAGAAAAAAUUACAAAAUAAAUUAAUCAAUGAAUUAAAGGGAAGUUUGUCGAAUAAUAAUGAUUGUACAGCAAUGCUUAACAAAUAUUGCAUGCAAUCGACUGAUAAAAUAAAUGUGAAAACUUUUGCACAAGCAAGGAGAAUAAUAAUAUUAAUCAACUUAAAGAAUUAUGUGAAAAAUUAG
This is a messenger RNA of Pneumocystis jirovecii RU7, 2034 nucleotides long. RefSeq lists its product as uncharacterized. The record is from RefSeq and is a predicted model, not a curated record. NCBI's taxonomy places the organism in Eukaryota, Fungi, Ascomycota, Pneumocystomycetes, Pneumocystales, Pneumocystaceae. The transcript has 6 exons. Bases 1 to 2034 code for a protein of 677 amino acids.